CACGGUAUAGUCUUGCAGUCUGCCAUCUUGGUUUGGUAGUAGAUUAGCUGGAGUAAUGGCCAAUUUUUUAAGGUUUUCCUCGCGACUUGCCACCAGGAGAAUCCACACUUCUGUUGCGAGAAGGUUUGACCCUGUGCCGACUGUACGUGCAGAGUUUGGAUCUGACUURGAGGCCCUAAAACAGAAAGAAGUAGGACCAUGGUCAGCAUUGACGMAAGAGGAGAAAGUAGCAUUGUACAAGUCCCAGUUCCCCAAGACUUUGGCAGAGUGUAGAACAGGAGAACCAUAUGUAAAGAAACUUAUUGGAGGAGUAUCAUUUUUAAUUGCAGUGUCUUUAGGUUUCUUUGCAUUCCUUCGUACUUAUAUUGGCCCAGAACCACCCCACACGCUAAGUGAUGAGUGGGUCCAAGCAUCAAGAGAGAAAAUGAUCCGUCAGCGUGCCAACCCUAUCAGUGGAAUCAGUUCUAAACAAUAGUUUUGUCUAUGCAUCCUUUCAAUAUUGAUGUGAUCAUUUCAAAUAAUUUUUAAGAUUCAGUGGCUUUUCUUGUUGUGACUUUAUUGUGUAAAUAAAGAUAAAAAAUAAUCAUCU
Exaiptasia diaphana is the source of this 589-nucleotide messenger RNA. Its product is annotated as cytochrome c oxidase subunit 4 isoform 1, mitochondrial. The record is from RefSeq and is a predicted model, not a curated record. Gene Ontology annotation, biological process: mitochondrial electron transport, cytochrome c to oxygen. Lineage: Eukaryota; Metazoa; Cnidaria; Anthozoa; Actiniaria; Aiptasiidae. The transcript is spliced from 3 exons. Bases 56 to 475 code for a protein of 139 amino acids.